AGUCCCGCCUCCUGCAGGCUCCCCCUCGGGGGCAGUGCGACAGCUGUUGGGACAGCAAGCUGCUGGGCCUGCAGCUAGGGACCGAGAGAAAGUAUGAAGCCAUCCUGGUUGCAAUGUCGCAAAGUAACAGGCGCCGGGACGCUGGGGGCACCUCUGCCAGGAUCCCCUUCAGUAAGAGGAGCCGGUGUGGCCCGAAGGGCAUUGGUGGCCGGGUUCGGAGGCAGGGGCUGCAGGGCUCUGACCACCGGCAGUGGUGGCGAGUACAAGACCCACUUCGCAGCCUCUGUGGCAGACCCGGAGAGAUUCUGGGGUAAAGCUGCUGAGCAGAUAAGUUGGUACAAGCCCUGGACCAAAACGCUAGAGAACAGAUACCCGCCUUCCACUAGUUGGUUUGUGGAGGGGGUGCUUAAUAUUUGUUACAAUGCUGUUGAUCGGCACAUUGAAAACGGCCAAGGGGAUAAGAUUGCUAUCAUCUACGACAGUCCUGUUACAGACACCAAAGCAACUAUCUCCUAUAAGGAAGUCUUGGAACAGGUCUCUAAGCUGGCUGGUGUGUUGGUCAGGCAGGGUGUCAAGAAAGGUGAUACGGUGGUCAUCUAUAUGCCCAUGAUCCCACAAGCAAUGUACACCAUGCUGGCGUGUGCAAGGAUAGGAGCAAUCCACAGUCUCAUAUUUGGAGGAUUUGCAUCCAAAGAAUUAAGUACACGCAUUGAUCACGCGAAGCCUAAGCUGGUUGUUACAGCAUCAUUCGGCAUCGAACCAGGAAGGAAGGUCGAGUACAUCCCACUUCUAGAAGAAGCUCUAAAAAUAGGACAGCACAGACCAGACAGAAUUCUCAUUUACAACCGUCCAAAUAUGGAGAAAGUUCCUUUGAUGUCAGGUCGUGAUCUUGAUUGGGAAGAAGAAAUGGCAAAAGCCCAGUCCCAUGACUGCGUGCCUGUUCUCUCAGAGCAUCCCUUGUACAUCCUCUACACAUCUGGAACAACUGGACUGCCUAAGGGCGUGGUUAGACCCACCGGGGGCUAUGCUGUCAUGUUGAACUGGACAAUGUCUUCUAUAUAUGGACUCAAACCUGGAGAGGUAUGGUGGGCAGCUUCUGACUUAGGCUGGGUUGUUGGACAUUCCUAUAUUUGCUAUGGACCUCUUCUGCAUGGAAACACAACAGUUUUAUAUGAGGGAAAGCCUGUGGGAACACCGGAUGCUGGAGCUUAUUUCCGUGUGCUUGCAGAGCAUGGAGUGGCUGCCUUGUUUACAGCACCAACCGCAAUUAGAGCCAUCCGUCAACAGGACCCUGGGGCAGCCUUGGGGAAGCAGUACUCUCUGACAAGGUUCAAGACCCUGUUUGUGGCUGGGGAAAGAUGUGAUGUGGAGACCCUAGAAUGGUCCAAAAAAGUCUUUCGAGUUCCUGUUCUAGACCAUUGGUGGCAAACAGAGACUGGAUCCCCCAUAACAGCAUCAUGUAUUGGAUUAGGUAAUUCCAAAACACCUCCACCAGGGCAAGCAGGAAAAUGUGUUCCAGGAUACAAUGUUAUGAUUUUGGAUGACAACAUGCAAAAACUGAAGGCUAGAAGCUUAGGAAAUAUUGUGGUAAAGUUGCCGUUACCACCUGGGGCUUUUUCAGGACUCUGGAAGAAUCAGGAAGCAUUCAAGCACUUGUACUUUGAGAAAUUUCCUGGAUACUAUGACACAAUGGAUGCUGGCUACAUGGAUGAGGAAGGCUACCUAUAUGUGAUGUCCCGAAUGGACGAUGUAAUAAAUGUUGCAGGCCACAGAAUUUCUGCAGGGGCUAUUGAGGAGUCAGUCCUUUCACAUGGCACUGUGGCUGACUGUGCUGUGGUUGGCAAGGAAGACCCCUUGAAAGGUCAUGUCCCCUUAGCACUCUGUGUGUUGAAGAAAGAUAUAAAUGCAACAGAAGAACAAGUUUUGGAAGAGAUUGUGAAACAUGUUAGGCAGAGCAUUGGCCCCGUGGCUGCUUUUCGAAAUGCAGUUUUUGUCAAACAGUUACCCAAAACCAGGUCUGGUAAAAUUCCACGCUCUACACUGUCUGCCCUGGUCAAUGGCAAGCCUUAUAAGGUCACCCCUACAAUUGAGGACCCCAGCAUUUUUGGUCACAUCGAAGAAGUACUGAAGCAGGCUGUGUGAUUUUGUUUACUAUUUUCAAUUACUUUGCUUAAAUUUCUAGCUGGAUUUAAGUCAUUUAUUUCCUAUAAAUAUAUACUUGAAGAAAUGCCUUAUCAACUCAAAUAUGAGCUAUAGUGUUGAGUCAAUCUAGUGGCCUCUGAAAGAGUCUGUACAUUGUGUUUCAUGUGAGCCAGUUUGUACUGUUACCUCUUUUCUGUAACCUGGAUCAUUAUAUGCUAUGUAGUGUAUUAAGGGACAUGUCUUUGGUGUAUAGUUUUACAAAUUCAUUUGCUUUACAAACACAUUUUAAUUGAAAGUAUCUGAACUAUAAAUGUACUUUCUAGAGGUAAGAAUCAACCACACUUUGAUCAAAAUCUAAACUGAAAUCAAAGUCAGAAUAUAGUUUAAAAUGUUAUUGUGGAGACUCAAAUGUCGUUUAAUAUUUUAAAGGUGGCUACCAUGCUUUUAGGUAAUUAUCAAUACAGAAUAGGUUGCCUAGCAACACAGGACCCAGUGUUGAGCAGCACUUCUAGGUUGCUUGUUACUGGGUAACGGGGAGGGGGAGACAUGUAUCCGGACAAGAACCUAGACAUCCUUCAACCAAAUAUUUUGAAGAGAUGAAGACUUCUGGAAUCUCCUGUCAUGGUUGACUCUGUGUAUCUGGAUGCCUUCAUUUUCCAAUGGAAUCAAGGGAGAACCUCCAAAUGGAAAGGCAUGACAAGAAAGAUGUUACAAGAAAUUGAAACGUUUUCUUCUGCUAAAUGUCAGUAAAUUUUCAGAGCCAUGUCAAUAGCAAUGAGUCUUCUUUCUUUCUUUCUUUCUUUCUUUCUUUCUUUCUUUCUUUCUUUCUUUCUUUCUUUCUUUCUUCUCCCUCCACCUCCCUCUGCCCCCUUCGCUUUCUCUUUUUUAACAAUGUUGUUUCCUAGGUUGGCCUCACAAAUCCUGGUCCUCCUGACUCUUACUUACAUCUGCUGAGGUUAGAAGUGUGUUACUUCCACAUUAUCAUUUAUUUUCCUCUUAAAAGGGCUGAACCAAGAACCUUGUGUAUGUUAGGUAAGCCCUCUUCCUCUGAGCUAUACCGUUGGUGCUCAGUGAAUUUAUGGUGGUCCUUGAGGUGCAUAUCCCAACAAGUGCUUUUAAGAACAAUAUACAGCCAUAAAUCCUGGAAAUUAUGUGCUCCAUCAAGGGUGCAGGUCUAUCAGAUCCCAAAGAAAUAUGGCUCAGGAGAGUGGCUGUACUGAACUGCAAGAGCCUCUGGUUUUCAAGAAAACCCUAAACAUUUACUUUUAUUACAAGUUUUAAUUUGAAUUUGAAUAAAUAUCAAAUCAUCUAAAACUUAUGGUCUAAUAUAUAUUUCUGUCUACACUUCUCUAAAAUAAUGGAGCCUUUUCAAAAAUGGAGAUAAGUCUUUAAUUAGUUUAUAGAACUAUAUCCAUUUACUAGAAUAGAAAUAAAUUGUUGAUUAACCAACUUAGAGUUCUACAUGUGUUAUGUUUUAGAAUGUACACUUAAAUUCAAAAUGUAUACUGUGUUCAUUGAAUCUCUGAGAGUUCUUGGAAUAAUUUCUCAAUUCUUCAUUUUUUUGGAAAUAUUAUGAAGAGCGCAUUGUCUUCAUAGAAGAUAGUCUAAAUAGAUGAAAUGUAGGUAAGAAACAACAUAUUAGAAUUUACUGGUCACAAAAGUUAUGCGUAUCUUGCAUAAAGCUCUCAUUUUAACUCUUUGUGGUCUGUGUCCUAACAGAUAAUUCCAAAUACAAGAAAUAUAGUUGAGAAUUAACAGAUUGCAACUUGCCUGUCAUAAACAUUAUAUCUCUAUCUGUCUAUCUAUCUAUCUAUCUAUCUAUCUAUCUAUCUAUCUAUCUACCUAUCUAUCUAUCAUCUAUCUAUCUAUCUAUCUAUCUAUCUAUCUAUCUAUCUAUCUAUCUAUCAUAUAUAAAGGCUUCAUUUAGUCUACUUUGGGCUGAAGAUUGGAUAAUAAAUGGCUUCUCAAUGGGAAGAUUUAUUGAUUAAACUACCUUCUUUAUUAGUAAUAUCGAAAACAUACUUUUUAUCAUCUUUAAUUAUUUUGGUGUUCUGAAUUAAACCAACUGACAUUUUGUAACUUGAA
Arvicanthis niloticus (Nile rat) is the source of this 4227-nucleotide messenger RNA. Lineage: Eukaryota; Metazoa; Chordata; Mammalia; Rodentia; Muridae. The record is from RefSeq and is a predicted model, not a curated record.